Lytechinus variegatus (green sea urchin) is the source of this 2970-nucleotide messenger RNA. RefSeq names its product high-affinity choline transporter 1-like. Lineage: Eukaryota; Metazoa; Echinodermata; Echinoidea; Temnopleuroida; Toxopneustidae. Gene Ontology annotation, cellular component: plasma membrane. Bases 248 to 1921 code for a protein of 557 amino acids. The record is from RefSeq and is a predicted model, not a curated record. The transcript is spliced from 10 exons. Gene Ontology annotation, molecular function: choline:sodium symporter activity. Gene Ontology annotation, biological process: acetylcholine biosynthetic process; transmembrane transport; choline transport.
AUUUUGUGUGAGCGUUUAAAUGGAAGGGGAAGUUCAACUCUGACAAUUUCAAAUCUGUGAUUCUGUUAUCGGAAUAUAUACCAAACGUGACCUUGUAUUUCGUGAAUGUGUAUGUUAUCGUUUUGAUGCAUGGAUAUGUUCAAUCUUGAUCAAGCUGUAACGAAAUGGACAAGGAUGUCUUAAGACUCCGAUUUUAAAUUUUAGAACGUGUUUUGGGAAUCAUAGUAAAGAUUAAUUUCACUGCAUCAUGGCGGUCAACUGGGUUGGAAUAGCUGGUAUCGUGGUCUUCUACCUCCUCAUCCUCGCCAUCGGACUGUGGGCGUCCAAGAAAUCCAAGGGCGACUCUGAUCCCGACAGCGUGCUCGUAGCUAGCCGAGAUAUGAAUCUCUUCGUUGGAGUCUUGACGACUGCAGCUACCAUUGUAGGGGGUGCGUACAUCAACGGAGCAGCCGAGUCAGUGUUUGCAUACGGUCUCGUGUGGACGCAAGCACCUUGGGCGUAUGCCCUCUGUAUAUCACUGGGUGGGAUUUUGUUUGCCAAGAAUAUGAGAGCUAAAGGUUACCUGACCAUGCUCGAUCCAUUUCAAGAGAAAUACGGCAACAGAAUGGGAGGACUUCUCUUCAUUCCUGCCCUCUUCGGAGAGAUCCUUUGGUCAGCCGCCAUCUUGUCAGCUCUUGGAACAACGAUGAGUGUGAUCCUGGAUCUGAAUGUAACACUGUCUGUUAUCAUCUCGGCAGUCAUCGUCGCAUUCUACACUUUCUUCGGGGGUCUCUACUCUGUCGCUUACACGGACGUCGUGCAAUUGUUCUGCAUAUUCAUCGGUCUGUGGUUUUGUGUUCCUUUUGUGAUGACGUACGAGCACGCAGCACCCAUCACAUCCACAUCAAGAGAAUGGAUCGGAACUAUCAAACCAUCGGAUGCCGGUGUCUGGAUAGACUUCACCAUGCUCAUGUUACUGGGUGGGAUAACUUGGCAGGCGUACUUCCAGCGAGUGUUAGCAGCCAGGUCACCUGAAAAGGCUCAGAAGAUGUCAUACAUUGCUGGGUUCGUCGUACUCUUAAUGGCAGUCCCAAGCGUACUCAUCGGUGCUGUGGGAUACAGCACAGACUGGAACUCCACCGCUCUGGAUUUGAACAAGACCAAUCCUCAUGAGGAACCGGCCCUGAUCCUCCCCUUGGUGAUACAGUACCUGACUCCUACCUACGUAGCGUUCGUUGGCCUUGGAGCAUUGUCAGCAGCAGUCAUGUCCUCUGCAGAUUCCUCGGUCCUUGCAGCCAGUUCCAUGUUUGCUCAUAACAUAUGGGGAGGUCUCUUCCGGACCAAGGUAUCCAAACGGGAACUGGUAUGGGUUAUUCGAAUCUCAAUUGUGGUGACUACUGUAUUAGCUACCAUCAUAGCCCUAACUGUCCACUCCGUCUACUAUCUCUACGUACUCUGUUCGGAUCUCGUCUAUGUCAUCAUAUUUCCUCAACUCGUGUGCGUCUUGUACGUCAAGUUCUGCAACACGUACGGGUCACUUGCGGGUUUUAUCCUGGGUUUCAUUUUCCGAGUCGGAGGGGGAGAAGACGCUCUUCACAUUCCUGCUUUCAUCAAGUUCCCCUUCUACAGCGAAACAGACGGCCAACGUUUUCCAUUCCGGACUUUUACCGUCGCCACCUCUUUCGCCGUCAUCAUCGUCGUCUCGUAUGUCACCGACAUCGUCUUCAGGCGAGGUCAUCUUGGACCUCGAUGGGAUGUCUUCAAGUGCGUCACCAACGUCGAACCCUUGCCCAACGAGGUCAAGUACGAGGGCGAGACUGACGAAAUGCAAAUGAAGAGCGAACGAUCAGGAAAGGAACAAGUCGAAGAGGUGGACGAGAUAAAGAAACCACUUACUCAUAACAACGAGUCAGAAUACGUUGCCGGUGAUACGAGGAUAUGAAUUAGUGAUCGACUACGACGCUCUGUAGCUGCGCUUCCACUAUUAGCCUAUGACAAAAAAAACUGCUGACAAAGAGCCGGUGAAUGUACAUUUUAGGCACAAACUCUUUUUAUUUCCAUUUUUCAUUUAACUAAAUAUUUAUGAAUGCAAAUACGCACAAAGGCUGAGGUUUAAAGAAAUUCGAUAUAAUUGUUUUGUAAGACAGCUCAGCUUGCGGACACACCAUAGCAAGAAAUAAGGACAGAAUAUAUAACAACUGCGCAUGCCUAGUCGUAAAGUAUGAAUCUAAGAAUGGGCAGAUCUCGGAAGAUUUAAGAUCUACGCAUAUCCAGUCCAAUUGGGCGACUGAGCACGCAGAGAUCUCGAAUCUUCUGGGGUUUUGUUCCAUUUCUUCCUUCGCUUAUUCUAAAUCUUUGUUAUUAAUAAAAGUGCCGCCCCCCAAAAAUUAGAUUUGUCAAUUACCAUUUAAAGACAGAGUUGCAUUUUCCAAUACCUAUGGUAUUAUGACUAAUGCUUAUGGGCAUUAUUAUUUUUUGUUCGGUGAUUUAUUUGGACAUCACCCUUUUACUAUUAAGUGUUUAAUAUCAAGUCCUUGACCAUCAUUUGAGAUCACAGAAGAGGCCUAAAAUAUGAAAUGGGAACUGUAAAUAUCUCUUAGGAUUUCCAUGGGUGAAUCGUUAUGUACAUUAGCAGUUUUAUGAGUCAAGAAAAUAGAAUUAUGUAAUCAAUAUUGAAACAGAAUCUUCUAUUUUUAAGGAAAGUUGUUUGUGUGAGUUUUAUAUCUAGCCAUUCGGAAAUAAUUGAGCGUAAUUAGCAAUUCAUAAUAUUAGUAAGAUGCGAAACGAAAUUGGGCUCCAUAACUAUAAUGUUAUUGAGCUAUGUGAGCUCUUUGUGAAAAUAAACUGAGUUCCAAAAAAUUAUCAAACUUUUACAAGGGCACAGCACAAUUCCACUAGGUAAGAAAUGAACAAUAUUAAUACACAGGCUAGCUUCAAUAAUCUUUUCUAAACACACAUGAAUAAUUAAGAUAAUUGUUCAAUCACUGAGAG